Molecule: messenger RNA, 1203 nt
Organism: Pseudomassariella vexata
Lineage: Eukaryota; Fungi; Ascomycota; Sordariomycetes; Amphisphaeriales; Pseudomassariaceae
Product: calcineurin-like phosphoesterase
Exons: 4
Coding region: 1-1203 (400 amino acids)
Biological process (GO): G1/S transition of mitotic cell cycle; peptidyl-serine dephosphorylation
Cellular component (GO): cytoplasm
Molecular function (GO): protein serine/threonine phosphatase activity
Source: RefSeq, a predicted model, not a curated record
AUGGCUCGGGGCUCCAACGUUCCUAAGCCAGGUCCCGCCAGGUUGCGGCCUGGCGCAGGUCUGGAUGAGUGGCUCGAGGAAGCAAAGCAAUGCCAUUACCUGCCCGAGAAUGUGAUGAAGACCCUGUGUGAACAGGUCAAGGAAGUUUUAAUGGAAGAGAGCAACAUCCAACCGGUUGUCACACCCGUCACCAUUUGCGGCGACAUUCAUGGGCAAUUUUACGAUUUACUGGAGCUAUUUCGCGUAAGCGGCGGCAUGCCCGGUGAGCCUGCGACUGAAGCACCUACGACUGCGAAGACGGUUAUUACUGCCGACUUGAUUGAGCCGCCGACCGAGAUCACGAACCCGAAACUCAAGAAGAAGAUCAAGACACGACGUGGUAGCAAAGGAGAAGUGGAAGAAUCUGCAAUGGAGGAGGAUGAUGAAGAGGCCACCGAACCGAGCCACUCACGAUCUGCAUCUCAAGACAUCUCACCGCCCGUCAGCAACGCAGACACCCGUUUUGUUUUUCUCGGAGAUUUCGUCGACAGAGGAUAUUUCAGUCUUGAGACUUUUACUCUGCUGAUGUGCCUCAAAGCCAAAUACUCGGAUCGCAUUGUGCUCGUGCGGGGAAAUCACGAAUCGCGGCAAAUCACUCAAGUCUAUGGUUUCUACGAGGAAUGUCAACAGAAGUACGGAAACGCGUCUGUCUGGAAAGCUUGUUGCCAAGUGUUCGACUUUCUGGUACUAGCGGCGAUCGUUGACGGAGAGAUUCUGUGCGUUCACGGUGGACUGAGUCCUGAGAUUCGGACAAUCGAUCAGAUCCGAGUUGUUGCACGAGCUCAGGAGAUUCCUCAUGAGGGUGCUUUCUGCGAUCUCGUCUGGAGUGAUCCCGAAGAUGUGGAGACGUGGGCUAUUAGCCCCCGUGGCGCAGGAUGGCUAUUUGGCGACAAAGUUGCUACUGAGUUCAACCACGUCAACGGCCUGAAGCUCAUCGCACGUGCCCACCAACUUGUCAACGAGGGCUACAAGUACCAUUUUCCUCAGAACUCAGUCGUGACCGUCUGGUCUGCCCCGAACUACUGCUACCGCUGCGGAAAUGUUGCGUCCAUCAUGACAGUCGACAAGAACCUCGAUCCCAAGUUCAGCAUUUUUUCGGCAGUGCCAGACGACAUGAGACACGUGCCUGCUGGUCGGCGAGGACCUUCCGACUACUUCCUAUAG